UCUUAAUACUCGGUGCUGGCUAACUACUAGCAGUAAGGGUUUUUUAUUGGUUGCCAAUGUGGUCGACUCUUUCCGCCUCUUUCUUCUACUAUUUCCUAAUAUAACUGGUAGUUAUUACGUACUAAACAAGAAUAUGCAGUGCCUCUCCUUCAAAUCAUCGCCCCGGAGCCCCACCUCGCCUCCAACUCAAACUCAAACUCAAACUCAAACAAUCGAUCCCAAUUCUCUUCCCCCACUUUCCCAAGGGAAUUCGACUGACGGAACGCCCAGAUCCAGCACCACUCAGCUCUCGCCCACCACAUUCAAUCUCAGUGACGAGUAUACUCUUACUGUGCAGACCAAUUCUUACAAUGAGAUACGCUCUAGGAUUGAAGAGCAAUUGCAAGUUGAGAAUGUUAUUGAAAACGGGGAUACGGAUACCCAUCAGCUGCGCUUGUCGCAGGUGCUGCAGCCCAACAGAGAUUGCGUCCAUCAAGCUCUUCGCCACACCAACCCCAAAGCUACUCUCACUCGUUUGGUUUCUACCUACUUUGAUCACAGCGAAAAUAUCACCGCUCUCUGCCUCUUGCUCUACCAAUGCAUAUAUCGUGCUCGUACCCUCUAUGCUCCUAUUACUGACCUUCUUGAACUAUUCCCAUAUGACCUAAAUUCCAUCACUCAAUCGCAGUGUAACUGGGCAUUCGAUAUUUUCCUCCAAUUCGAUAGCCUUGACAAUCCUUUUCCUUGUCCUGACUCCCAUAACUUCAACGAAAUGCGGCGUAGUUUCUCCCAGCUCAAGGAGCAGCUUGAUCACCGCCUCCUCAAAUCCCGUUCUAGAGUUCACUUCCUCCACCGCGCAACUACUAACUCUGCCAUUUGCCUAAUUGGCACUGUUGUUGGAGUUGUUGUGUCAGCCGUGGUUAUCUCCACUCAUGCCCUUGGUGCCAUUGUAGGCCUUGUAGCUACCCCACUUUGUCCCGUUUAUGUUCCAAGUGAUCUCAAGAAGAAACAGCUUGUUCAUAUGGCUCAACUUGAUGCUGCUGCCCAGGGAACUUAUGUCCAUAACAAUGAUCUUGACACCAUUGACCGCCUUAUUGCCUUGUUGUAUACUGCAGUUGAAGGCGACAGGCAGCUUAUACGAUUUGGAUUGGAGAGGGAUAGGGACAUAUACCCCAUCCAUGAAGUCGUGAAACAUCUGCGCAAUAGCCACAGCAAUUUUUUUGACCAGCUCAAAGAACUUGAGGAACAUAUAUGCUUAUGCUUUAAUGCUGUCAAUAAAUUCAGAGCUAAGCUCCUCAACCAGAUCCAUCUUCAUCAAUCUUCUAAUUCAUGAUCAUUUGGUAGCUUUUU
Durio zibethinus is the source of this 1329-nucleotide messenger RNA. RefSeq names its product transmembrane protein, putative (DUF677). The record is from RefSeq and is a predicted model, not a curated record. NCBI's taxonomy places the organism in Eukaryota, Viridiplantae, Streptophyta, Magnoliopsida, Malvales, Malvaceae.